This is a messenger RNA of Lachancea sp. 'fantastica', 474 nucleotides long. The record is from the annotation of a GenBank genome assembly. NCBI's taxonomy places the organism in Eukaryota, Fungi, Ascomycota, Saccharomycetes, Saccharomycetales, Saccharomycetaceae.
AUGAUGUCGGCGUCAAGAAAACAAUACUUCCAAUUACUGCCGGAUAGGCUGAAAAGUUUCUUCAAAAAAUAUCCUCCCAACGUGAAAUACAGCGAAAAACCCACCUCGAUCCAGGCGGUCGAUGCAAACCCAUUCUUGGCCAACAAAAACCCGGUAACGGGCAAAUACCACAACCCAAAAUACUCCCUGAGACGUAUGAGUGAUUUGUACAAGCUGGCUCAUCAGUAUGGGCUUCAAGAACUGCUGCCACCACGGAAGAAACUCUUUUUCCAGGAGAAAUACGACCAAAAGAAGUUUAUGAAAGGUGUGCUAUUACCCAAAGGCCACAAGCACGAAUUGGCACAAUCUGACAAGAUGCGUAGAAUGCAGGAUGCCAUUCGCAACGCAGACGACUACAUUCUGGAGGCCAAGGGCCGCAAAUAUGCAAAGAAACUGGAAAAACGUAAAUUGGAAAAGACCCCCCGCUGGUUCUGA